GCAACAGCCUCUGGAGAAGAUAGGAACCUGACAAGUUCAGACCCCUUCCCUCUUGGAUUACGUUAUAUCGCGUGAUUGGUGGUGUCCUGGUUAAAAACGUGCUUUACAUAUAUCACUGACCAUCUUGGUCCUGUUAUCAAGUGUUCUCAGGAAAGCAUUACAGACAGCAAAUGAUGUAAAAUACAGACCUUCUCUUCGGCACGGGUGGUCGACUAGGUAACAGCUGGUAGUACACAUAAAUCGAACCGAAAGACUUUGUGAUGUGGUGAUUACGGGACAAUCGCGUAAUGGAGUGGUUGGCGAAGAAGGUGGUAGCAGGUCUUGUCAAUCGAUUCUUUGGUCAAUAUCUUGAAGAUCUCAACACCCAGGAAGUUAACGAUGCUCUCCUCUCGGGACAAGUCAACCUCACAAACCUCAAGAUCAGACACGAUGCCCUGUCUUUCCUGGACAUAUACUAUGGAAAUCCGCUGCCUAUUGAGGUCAAGAAAGGCAUUAUCGGCAGAGUAUCCAUUACCAUACCUUACAGCAGCUUCUUCACACAGCCUGUGGUUAUCAAUAUUGAGGAUGUAUUCAUUCUUGCUACUCCUGUUGUUACAUACAACGAGGAGAGGGAGCGGGAUCUGGAGCGGGCACGGAAGAGGCAAAUGCUGGCUUAUCUCUUCCCCGACCCGAUGCCAUUAGACAGUGCUCAUGACACAUCAACUCUCUGGGGUUUGCUCUAUAACAGAAUAUGGAACAACCUGGAGCUUCAUAUCAAUAAUGUUCAUAUCCGCUAUGAAGAUGCCCAUUCGUGCUCCAGGCCAUUAGUGAUUGGAUUUUGCCUUCAAAGUUUAUCUGCCGAUACUACCAAUCAUAAAUGGAAGAAGGCUCAGGUUGAUGGUAAUGCCAUGACGAUCAAUAAGGUUAUUGAUUUUGUAUCUGCCUCAUUUUAUGUGAACCCCGGGAGUGAUCGUCAGCGACUGGUGAAGCCUCAUAUUACUACAGAACUCUGGCACCAGUACCUGGAACAAGGGCUCAACACCUUUUCUAUAAAUGAUGAACCUUUUCAGUUUGUUUUACAACCCGUAAGAUGUAAAGUAAAAAUGAGGCAGCAAAUGAAGCGAGAAGCGAGAGUUCCAGGGCUUCUGGUGGAUGCAGUAAUAAAGGAUGCUGCUUUAACCUUUACUCGUCAACAGUAUUUGGCACUUACAGAGUUGUCUGAGGCUUUCAUAACAAUAAACAUAAGCAGACGUUUCUUGAAAUAUCGGCCAGAGGUCCCUCUGAAGCGUCAUGCAGUGGAAUGGUGGCAAUAUGCCAUUAAUGCUGUCAUUCAGGAACAAGUUCGUCCUUACUCGUGGGAUAAUAUAAAGAAACACAGGUCAACAUAUAACGAAUAUGUAACGGUUUUCAAAAACCAUUUGUUGGAGGGCCAUAUGGGUGAAGAAGAAGCUGAUCUACUCAAACUGGAAGAUGCACUCAACCUCACUAACAUGGUCCUUGGUCGGAUGCAUGCCAAGAUAUUAAUAUCUCAAGAUGAGCCAGGGCGCAUUCUUCCUGUUAAGUCGGCUAAUGAAGGCUGGUUCUCGUGGUUGUGGAGCAGUCACUCGGAAAUUGAGGAUGGGGUAGGUGUGAUGGACGUUGUGGGGAACCAGAGAAAGAACGGCGUGUUUGCAAGCCUGACAGAAGAUGAGAAGCGGCAACUUCAUUCAGCUCUUGUGCAACUUGAAUCACCAGGAGAAAACGAUAUCCACAAAGAUGACAUUGAUCACAAAGUAUACCUCUCUCUGCAAAAUGUGAGCUUAACUCUUAAAGAUGAAGUACAUGACAUUGCCUUAGCCUCUUUAUCCGGAUUUGUCAUGAGUGCUGAAAAUCGAUACGGGAUUAGAUACCAGAAGCUGUCUGCCAAAACGGAGUCUUUCAACUUGGAGGCUUCUAAUAUGGAACAAGAGCUAGUCUACGUCUUAAAACUAGUGGAUAAUACUCCCUCUGCCGGUUAUGGUAUUGCUUUUUCGGUCGAUCUUGAGAGUAAUCCUUUGAAUGUAACAUCUGAUUAUGCUCUGACAUUAAAGUUAGACCCUCUUGAAAUAAUGUACAAUCAACAUGCAUGUGGAGAGAUUGUGUCCUUCUUCCAAAUACCUCAGAGGGAAUAUAGGUCCUUAGAAAACGUUGCAAAGGAUGCACUAAAGGAUGUUGUUCACAAUGGAAGAGCAGCACUGGAAUAUGCAAUUGCAAGGCAUAAAACAGUUAAUCUUGAUAUUGAUAUCAAGAGUCCUUACAUUGUGUUGCCAGAGCAUGGGUCAAUACAGAAAGGUGGUAAUGUGUUAGUAUUUGAUAUAGGUGGUUUAAAGGUGACAAGUGAAAUUGGGGGUCAAACAAUAGAUCUUGAAGAGGCUACAAGAAUGGAACUGGAAGAAAGAUUAUAUGAUCGACUGACAAUCACAAUAUCGCAGCUUCAGGUGCUCUUUGCUGAUUCUGGAGAUGAAUGGAGAGUCCACAGAGUUAGAGAUGAUUCUGAUUCUCAUCUGCUUCCAAGAGUUAGAGUCAAGAUAGAUCUUGCCAAUAGUAUACAUCCUGAGUAUAGACAACAACCUAGGCAAAAAAUGGAUAUUCACAUAACACCUUUAAAGCUUAACUUGUCUGACAGUAGACUUAGUCACUUAGUGGAAUUUGCCCAUCAUUUGCCAACUCUACAAAUGGGCAUGUUUAUUCCUGAUAGUAUGGAUAACAUGUACAGAGCAAAUUGCAAAAUUGAUCUACACAACUGUUUGCUAGAUUCCACCGUGUCUGAAUUGUGCGGCAUGAGGGACUGCCUCCUUGAUAGGCUAAGAGAAUUAAAGUUAGUUCCUGAUUCUGCAGAUGACCACUCAACUCCUCCCUUGCUCAGACAUGUUCGCCCACUUUCAUCUGCUGAUACAAUAUCACAAACAAGCUUAGAACUUGAAAAAUACUUCUCAGCUUCAGAUAAUAGCGAUGAUGAAGGAGAAGGCUGGAGCAAGCCAAUGGAUCUACCUGGAUUUGAAGAUAAUACCUCCCCACAGAAUAUGAUAACCGUUUUAUCACGUUUUUGCAUUGAUGAAAUAGUUAUUGGCAUAUCACGUUCUAGUGACCAUGGAGAUAGACCUUAUUUGAUGGUUAGAGCUACUCAUUUAGUUGUUGAAUCAGCCAUGAUGGAUUAUGGACCAGCAGUUCAGGUUACUCUUAGCUCAGUUCAUUUUGUUGAUAAAUAUCAUCAUAGCCCUACAGGAGAAUAUCUAGAACUAAUAUCUUCACCACAGAAAGGAAAUAUUGCCACAGUAUUAUAUCGCAAAGUUCGUGCCAACUGUCCGGAUUUUAAGACUCAUUUUCAUUCUUGUGAACAAAGUCUUGUCUUUGACUUUGCAACCUUAAAUGUUGUGUGGCAUAGAGGUUCCAUCAUAACACUCACUAAUUUCAUGACAAUGCUUGUAGCAAAGCUAGGCCACAUAGAAAAUCACUUCUCAAAGGUUAGGGUUCCAAAUAGUUUAAUAGAAUGGUUAAACUCAGGCAUUGAAGAUCCACCAGUUCCUUCGGGAGCAACAAAGUGGUCUUUUGCAGCACAUUUCAAUUCACUUAAUUUAAAACUCUGUGAUAAUGAAUUGGAUUUUUUGCAAGCUAAGGUUGGAGGUUUGCAAGGAGAAUGCGUUUUCAAAGCAAAUGAGAAAAAAGUCCUUCGAAUCUGUCUCUCUGAUUUGAUUGUUGAUGAUAUGUCAGAUAUUACUCUCCACUCAAGAAUAGUUGAAAUUGAAGAAGACCGCGUAUUUGACAUUAAGUUAGUUCACUUUAGUCCUGGUCAUAAAGGAGUAGAAGAAAUUGAUACCUCGCCUCAUGCAGUAAACCCAGAUGCUUCUUUAAGAAUAAGAGUUGGACGCAUCCAGUGUGUAUUCCUAUGUAAGUUUUUAGCAGAUCUUCAGAGGUUUAUGGAGCCACUUAUGAACAGAGAGGGAACUCAGGCUGUCCUCAAGCAUGCCGAGAAAACUACAGAAGCAACAAUUGGGGAACUUUUAUCAGGAAGAAAACUUAGUCUUAGUGUUGAUAUUCAUGCUCCAACUAUUCUUGUACCUCAGAAAUCAGAUUCUCCUAGUUUACUAGUGCUUAAUCUAGGGGAUUUAAAAAUUGACAAUUUGUUCAAAGCAGCUCCUUGCGGUGGAGGGGGAGCUAUAGAAAAUGUUCUGAUAGAAUUAGGCCCUGUUCAUGUGUGUCGUGCUGUAAUGACUUUAGGAGGUGGACUAGAAAUGCAGGAAGAUAUACUUGAACCUGCCACACUGAGAGCAGAUGUCAAACGUUCCUUAAUUCCGCAGUGUCGAGACCUUCUGUCAUGGGAUAUUAGUGUUCACAUGGGAGCCUUAUGUAUUAACCUUGGACAACGUGAUCUAAAUACCAUAUUGGCUGUGUUAACUCAGAACAAAGCAGAAGCUCAAUUUUCAGAUCCAAAUAUCCAUUCUCAGCCUUUAACUCCCAUCGAUUUAGGAACCCCUGUUGCAGGAAGUGAUGACAAUAUGGGUAAAUUGCAAGCCUUUUUGACUCAUUCAAUUGACAUUUAUAGAAUUGCAGAUGCACUUGUAUCUUUAGAUGGACUCACAGUUACUUUAUAUACAGAUAUGGACGAAGUUCUUAGUUCACCUGUCCGUGAUGCCGCAAGUGCUUUGUGUCGAUUGGAGGUUGGAGAAAUUGAAGUUCAUGGAGAUAUGAACAGUGAUCAUAGUCUAGAUAUGCGAUUAACUCUCCACUCUUGUGAUUUAUUUGAUGUAAGAGCAGAUAAUAAUCAUAUAAUUAAGAAAAUAUUUGGUCACUAUAACAGUGAAACUCGAAUGACUUUCGGCAAAUUUAGUGUUAGUGUUCCUCCUAUGAUGGAUAUCAUGUACAAAGUUAGCCCAAGUGGAGAUGCUGCUAUUGAGGUAAGUGUGGAAAGAACUAGACUUAAUGUGUCAGUAGGCUUUGCCUUAGCUUUAUAUAAAUAUGUUAAUGAUGCUAUUCCAAGCACAGCAAGUACUAGUGGUGGAAUUUUGAAUCCAGGUUUUGUUGGAGACUUAGGAACAACUGUUGAUGGUGUGCGAAUUAUACGCCGACCCCCAAGUUCCGUUGACAGCACAAGUGGGUACCUUUCUACUGUAACAAGCAACACAGAUGAUCAAAAAACUUUGUCUAUAUCUGUCAAAGUAAAAAGACCGGAAGUUGUUCUCUUUGCUGAUCCUGAAGAACAUGUCAGUCGAGUAAUAGUAGUGAGGUGUGAAAUUCAUUUAGACUAUUCACGGCAUCCUGGGAAUGAAAGCUUUCAUGUAUCCCUUGAUGGGUUCCAAGUAUUUGCUUCAAUGUAUUCACAUCAUGGCCAAAGUCCUUAUGCUGUGAUGGAGUCAUUUGAUGUUGAAGGAUUGUGGGUCUUUCGCAGUGUAGAGGAGGGAGUCAGGGCAGAGAUUAAAAUGUCACUUGUACAAAUGCAUUUGAAUCCUCCUGUAGUUCAUCUUUUGAUGGAUGUAGCUGAAGAAUUAAGCUUAAGUUUGCACCCACAGAUGAUGCCUUUCAAGUUACAGCUUCCAUCAGCUGAUAUGGAAGACCUUUGGUCACCAAAACCUCUAACUGCUACUAUAUCUCCUACACACCCAGAUGAAGAAUUAUACAUCAAACCGGAUUACCCAUCAACCAAGCCCCAGCAGAAAUUAGCUGUUAAAUUACCAAUGAUAUCAGUGUCAUUUGAAAAACAGUCCCUCAAGUCUGCAGUACCUGUUCUUCUAAUGAAAGUUGCUCUCACUGGUGAGAUUAAUGACUGGUCUAAGUUAAUGUAUACAAAAGCUGAUGUUCAACUUCAGCUGUCAUGCUACAAUGAAGAGUUUGCCUCUUGGGAGCCAGUAAUUGAACCUAUCACUGAAAAGAAUCAGACACAAAGACCUUGGGAAGCUCUUGUACGCACAGUGCAGAAUCAAGCACAACCCAUUGGUAUCAAGCGUAAUCACCCCAGUCCUCGUUACGACUCCAUUGACAGCAAUUCCACAAACAAUAGGAGUAGUUACAUAAGUUGCACAGUUGAUGAUGACUCUGACUCCUCAACCGAUGAAGAAUAUCAAGAUAAUGAAAUGGUCGUUCUCAAGCCUCAUGCAACAUCUAAAAUGAAGAGAUCCAAUACCAAGAGGUCAACAGGGGAUCUUGCAGGUUACCCAUUGGAUUCCGAUUCUGAAACUGAGGAUGGCCUCCUUCACAAAAUCUCGAGUGCGUUUUCACACAUGUUCUCCAGUGACUCCGAGGGCUCAGAAGAUGCAAAUAGCAGUGACGAGGAGGCAAAACACAGAGUUAAGAAGGGAGAUUGUCCAGAGCCAAAGUCAGGAGAGUCAUCAGGGGAUGGACCUGAGUCACAAGAAGAUGUUGAUGGCGGGGUUUUUGGUCCUCCCAGAAUAGUGCCAGAUAGUGUUGACCAGGACUCUGAAGAUGCAGAAACGGGAGAACUUUCAACAUGUAUUUUUGUUGAUUCAAGAGAUAGCCUGGAGUUCUCCAUUACACCUCGCAUCAUGAUGUCUGUGUAUAAUCUUGUAUCCCACUACUUAAAUAAGCCACCAGAUCCUCAGCCAAUUGUAACAUCAGCUGGACCCUGCAUUAGGGAAUUAACAGUUGUCAAUGAGAUUGGUCCCAACUCUAAAGUUACUGUCAUGACUCAGAUAGAGGAGAAUGGUGUAUCUAAGCUAGAAGCUCUUGCCUCAUCCAAGUACCAAGAACCUGAUUCCUUACCUUCCAGCCCUGCUUCUGGAAAGAGCAGAAGUCGUGAAGGUUCUGUUUCAGAUGAUGACUCUUGUACUGAUGGAAUUGGAGAUUGGGACCAUUUAAGCUUAAAUUCAUGUCCGGGGAUUCGUUCGGAAACAACCAGAGAGGUUCAAGCAGUUGAGGAGAAUUUUGAUCAACUUUGUCCUAACCCAGUUAAAUUAUACCAAGAUAUAAUUAAGCACCGGGUGCAGAUUAAUGUUCCUGGAUUUGAUGAGCUUACUGUUUUUGUCGGGAAUCGAUCCCGUAGUCGUGUCUUCCAACUAAGCCCUCCUAUGCAUGACAGACGGUAUCAUAUUAUAGUGACUGUUGAAGUGGAUCAUCAAUCAACUCGAGUCAUAGUACGGAGUCCAUUGCAGGUUAUUAAUGAUCUUCCUAUACCCGUCAACAUCUGCUUCAAGAAAAAUAUUAUGGAAGUUCUUGGUUCAUCUCUGAGCGAGAUCCAUUCUCGUGUGGUCUCUCCAAUCAAUCCAUUUGAAGCCCACAUACCUAUGGCUACAUUGCAGCCAGAUCAGAUUUACACCGUGCCUCUAUUGGUCGCAUACAAUUCACCAUUACACAUUCAACCUGCAGCAGCAGACUAUGGUGUUAGUGAGAUUGGUGUGUGGUGGAAGGAAGUCUUGUCUUCGACUCGGUCACAUCUACUUGUGUGUAAUUCAAAAAUGGAGAAUGAAUCAGAUAUCACUGCAGCUGUGACAAUGAAAGAGGGCGUGAAAUUAAGUAGUGGUCAGUGGGAAGGACUAGGUGGUGUGCUUCCAAAUUAUACUUUAUGCUUUUCCCCACCAUUGGCCAUUCAUAAUCAUCUUCCCUGUACUCUAGUUUUAACGCAUCCAGCCUUAGCACAGCCCUUGACCCUGGAUCCUGGAGGCUUUACUACCCUCUAUAAAGUUAAUUUGGACGUUAAAGUCUACUUGGAAAUCCAGGUCUGUAAUUACCUUGGUAGUGACUGGGAUGGCAAGUUGGAGAUUGGCCCUGAAAAGGGAGAUGACCAUCGCACACUGACAUUGAGCCAUGGAGAUGGAGACAAUAAGAAAAAGCUUGAACUGACCCUUUAUACUGUUCGGUCUGGCUCAGCCUCCAUUUAUGUAUACUCCCCAUAUUGGAUUGUGAACAAGACUGGUCUCCCUUUAAGUAUACGUGGAGCAAGAUCAAAGUAUAUCUGCGAUUUGAAUGGUUCUGAAGAGAUUGUGCUGUUCCGUUACAAAAGAAAUUAUCCUCAUAAGUUAAAGAUCCGGGCGUUGGACAGUGACUGGUCAAAACGAUGGAGCUGUGAAGCAGUUGGGAGCUGUGGUGUUGUAGUUUGUACAGACAAGAGGAGAGAAAAGAAGUAUAGACUUUUAGCAAGAGUGAAACAGUCAGCCCUUGCAGCACAAACACAGUGUGAAGGGAUACAAGGCUCUGGCUAUGGUAAACUUCAUCUGACAAAGAUAGUGAUCCUGAUGCCGUACUUUUUAGUGCGCAAUUUAACAGCAAGACCUCUCAAAUUUAUGCAAGAAAAUGAUAAGAUGGAACUCUGGUAUGAUAUUAAUCCUCUGCAGUGUAUACCAUUUUGGCCAGACAUGGAGGACAUGCAUAUGGUUGUACGUUACAGAGAUCAGCAGGUCCGAUCCCAGCAUUUCCAUUUUAAUUCCAUUCACUCAACUGUUUUACGAAUGGAAAAGGGUAGAGCGCUUGUAGUUCAUGUGUCUGGCGUAGGAUCGGAUGGUCCUGUAACUGUAACCUUUGACAAAUAUCAAGUUGGUGAUGCACCUGUCAGAAUUGAGAACUGGUGUGAAGAUGUCCACUUAAGAAUUCAUCAAAGGGGUUCUAAUCAGACCCAUCUUCUAGCACCAUAUCAAUCUCAGCUAUAUACUUGGGAUGAUCCAACAUUACCUCAUGAAUUGCUUUGGAAUAUCUAUAACAGAAAGAAUGAUGACAUCCUUGCUAUCAUCAAUAAGGAUGAUCAUGGUAGUAAGUGUGUAACGAUCACAUCCCUGAAACCUGGUAUGGUUCGGGCCAAGUCUCAGUCAAGCAUGGGAACCCCUAAGACACGACCAAAGAAGAUAGGCCAGAGACACAGAGCGAAGACAGUUGCAUCGUCAUCAUCAACAGAGUCUGAUGAGGAGCCAGAUGAUAAGGGGCAAAACAACCAGUAUCUGAAACCAAAUCAGUCAACGAAGACAAGAAGAGAAAAAAUACUGGUGCACUGGGUUAGUCAUAAACAAGGAGGACAGAGGAUACUGCUGUUCACUCAGUCAGAUCGUUUAGCUGCUACAACCCGUUUACCUACUGAACGUGCAACAUUUGAAUUGUGCCUCGCAGUUGAAAAAAUUGGUCUUUCUCUUGUUAAUCAGAAUCAUCAUGAAGUGGCAUAUCUAAGUCUCAUGCCUUCUGCUGCUAAAUGGGAGCUUGAAGUUGAUGGCAUCUGGAAAGUUCCUCCUAGUCUUGAACUCACAGCAUGGUUAGAGGACCAAUAUCUUCACAACAAUAACUCAAAGGUUAACCUCAAGGGAUCACUCCAGAUGAAAAAGAAAUCGAUAAAAGCUGAGGUUGACUUGGAGAAAAUGUACAUGACACGACCCUUUGGCUGUAGAAUGAGGCGAACAAAACGACCUGCUUUGUGGCUUCAUUACAGACAUUCACCUCACUUUGUAUAUGCCGCUGCAGAAUUACAUCGUAUUCAGCUUGACAACCAGCUCUCAGAUGCAGUUUUUCCAGCAGUAUUUUAUCCUUCCAAUGAAUUUGGAGCCAUCCACCCGUGCCUAUCAUCAUGUCUUUUACUUCAUUCGUCCAUGGGCCAGUUUACUACCAUAAAACAUUUAAGUGUUGUUGCCCAGGAAUUCUACUUGAAACUAGACAAGGGCUUCGUCUCCUCUAUAUAUGAUGCAUUAAAACCAGUCCUCCCAAGUCCUUGGUCGGGCACAAUCCACACAGAACUCAAGAAACUUAGGAUGCCCAUCACAUUCCAGGCAAUGAUGAACACAGAUAAGGAAGUAGAUGAAGGCCCUGAAGUUGAACGCAUAUGCAUCGCAGGUCUCCGAGUCAAGUUUUCCUUUUCCCCACGAGGAACUGUUCUCGGAAAUCACACAAGACAGAAUGAUGUAUUAGACUGGUUCUUAACAUCCCUAGGUGCAACGUUAACGGAGAUGAAAAACGUCUCGAUAAGUAUUGGCCAUUAUGAGAGGGAAUCCAUACCAUGGGAUAGAUUGAUGGUAGACUUCAUGGAUCAUGCUAAAUACCAGAUCAUCCAACAGAUUUAUGUAUUGGUGUUGGGGUUAGACAUUCUUGGUAAUCCCUAUCAGAGACUGCGAGACUUGUCACAAGGUGUUAAAGAUCUUAUUUAUCAGCCAGCAUUGGGCAUCAUUGAAGGACCUGAUGAAUUUGCUGAAGGAAUAGCUCGUGGUGCACAAAGCCUAAUGGGCCAUGUUGUUGGGGGUACAGCUGACAGCCUCAGUCUCAUAUCCUCUGCUAUUGGAAAUACAAUAGCCAGUCUUACUUUUGACCAGGAAUAUAAAAAGAAACGUCGGCAGAGAAUAGAAAUGCAAACAUCAGUUCCUAAAUCCCUUCUGUAUGCUGGUCAGACCUUUGUGAUAGGAGUUGUCUUGGGAAUUUCAGGAGUAGUUGUCAAACCUGUUGCAGGGAGUAGGCUACCAGGUGCACAACAGGAUGGAGUUGAAGGAUUCUUCAAAGGUCUGGGUCGGGGCAUAAUGGGCUUAAUCACGAAACCUGCGCUGGGAGUCAUUGACUCUGUUGCAAUGGCAUGCGAUGGCAUUAGACGUGCUGUUGAUUUAGGUCAUGAUGUAAUUGUGAGAUCAAGAGUACCUCGUCAUGUCUCACCAUUUAUUGCAAUGCGGCCUUACAACAGCCAUGAGGCUACUGGCUUGGCUCUGAUGGCAUCUCUGAGCCAUGGCCGAUAUAUGCAGACGGACUGGUACUUUGCGCAUGCGCCUUUGUCGGAAUCUGAUAGGCCUGAUAUCAUCCUCAUCUCAGAUAAGCAUAUCUUCAAGUUGGAACGAUGUAACAUGUGGGGUGGAUGGGAUAUUAGCUGGAAAGUAGCUGUGCGUAAUCUUCUGAGUCAGCCAACUCUGGAGGGGGACUGCAUUACAUUAGUUCUCAGACAAGAUGAGAGUCACAGUCAGCUGUCUGGGUCAGAACACCACAUCAAGAGUCAGGACAGCACCGCUCUCUCCUUCAUCGUUCAGUGCAUCGAGGUGCUGAUGACUCUUCACAUGGUUGACUUCCCUUGUCCAAGAACUCAGUGAAAGGUGGAAUGCUGGCAGUCUGUUCGAGUUUCAUUUUCAUAUUCAAGCUUUAAGUGACUUGAUGUUGGUUUGUAAAUGUUUGCAUGUCACUGAAUCCAAAGUAUUGUUUUAUGACAAAGUUAUUUUCUUACUAAAACUUGGUCAUUUAUGUUAUUGUGCCGUUUUGUGGUUGAAUAUAGAAAUAGUUUUGAUAUUUCACUCUAUGGGUAGCACUGCACUUUAUCCUCAUUUCUUCAGCCGUAUAUUAUUGUAAAUAUUGUCUAGGACAUUCUCUUCUAGUGUGCUCAAGUUGUGCAUUACCCAUGUUUGUUUGUGGUUGCUUUUAAAGCAGUGGGAAAUAAGAGACAAAAUAUUUUCUUAAAGAAUAUUCUUUUAUAUUAUGUUAGAUAUGGAAAACUAGUGAACUCUGAUAGCCAUUUGUUUCCUAUACAAAACUGCGCUGCGCAGAUGUGUUGAGUGUAAGACGUGAGGCAUUGGGUUUCCAUUUUUAAAGUACUUUUAACUGCGUAACCACACCCAGAGUAUUAUAUGUGCCCUUAUCUGUGUUUUUUCUCUCUGACUUGAAAGAUAUGCUUUUUUGAUGAAGGGUUACUUUUCAAGCUGGUUCACUUGGGUAAUGAGCAAUACAUUUAUCACAGAUAUAGCAAGUGAUUUUGUCAUAGAUUAAGUAAAAGCACAGGACCAAGUAGAGCAGAUGGGAUUAAUUAGUACUUGUGGUUCACUAAAUAUUCACAUACCAAUCACACAUGCCUCUGAAAACUCUCUUCCCUUCUUGUGUAUGCACAAACGGUUUUUAAAGAGUAACUGCAGUUUUUCUGUGAAAAGAUUUGAGUCUGGUUAUAUGAAUUUGAAACUGUAAAUAUUUAGGUUACUCGGGUAUUUCUUUUGUCUUAUUGUUGCAGUGUGAGUACAGCUCUGUAUGUAGAGGAUGAAAAGAUGCUCACAUCCUGCCUAUUUGGCUUUUUUCACGAGUAAUAGCAGUUAAAGAUACCGAAGAGCGUACUGUUUAUGUUACAUGUCACGUUUACAUGUGUUUAUAGGUUUCUUCUGGCUUUUUUGUAUCUUCUGUAUUAUGAGAGAAAUGGCGAGCUUAAGGAAUUCACGUGCCUUUAAAAGCUUGCUUCUCAAAUUACGUUACUAUAUUUAUAGAAAAGUUUUGAAAUGUUGCCACCUUCAUACUAGAUUUUCAUGUGGCCAAUCAGAAAUCAAUGUUAAUCAAUUAGUGAUUGGUUAUAGAUAAACAGCCGUUUUAUUUUGCUGGAGGCAGUAGUUUGUUAGUGCUAACAUAUGGUCUCUGGAUUUGUUUGUACUUUUUAUGGAGUUUGACGCCUCUCAUAUGUAGAAUGAGAUUAUCAACUCCAUGGAAUGGGAGCUAAAUACCAGUAAAUCAUGUUUUUUAAUGAUUAAUGGUAUGGAGUUCUUUAGACACUGUUGUUACAGUUUUCUCAGAAUACAGUAUCUAACUUCUUGCCAGCAUAUUUAGGCAGUGUCAUAAAUAGAAGUACUAGGAAACUGGAAGCCUAAUUCCUUGCUUUUAUUAAAAGCCUCAUACAUAAUAAAUAUUCCUUUAUAUCAGUGAGCUUUAUGUGCUAUGGUGCAAAAUAAAAGCAAAUGCUUAAAUCUGUUCUCCUUUUGUGUACUAACUUUAUUUAAAUUAAGGGUAAACCAUUUACCUAUGGCUGUUGCAAGAAAGAACAAUUCCUUCUACAAGACAUGAGUAUGCGCACGAACAUUAUCAGCAGCUGAUGUGCGUGUAUGUAACUCAGAAAUGUAUGCUUGCAUGAGCGUUCCAUUUAUUAGAAUAUGUACUAACAGGAACAAGUUUCAACAUGGGACAGCUUUGAUUCAGUCUUAUAAAGAAGAAAUUCUUAGUGAACGCUGACAGGGAAAGUAGACAGAUGUAUAGAAGGCAACAAAAUCUUCAAGAUCCUUAGAACAUGUUUUUGUCAUCACUUGACAAUGUAUAGGGACAGUACAGUAUUGAAAAGGCUGUUAAACUACCGAUGUUCAAUAUAAUAUGUGAGAUAAAGUGUUUGCAUCUUUUUAAGUGUUGUAUCAGUAUUUUUGAGUAAGAUUAUGGUUUAUAAAGGUAGGGUUUUGUAUCUAAUUAUAAUGUGCUGUUGUCAGUGCGUUAUCUCAGGCAAUGUGAGAUACAAGAAAAUUUUUAAAACAUACCCUCUAGUUAACUGGUAAUCAGAUAUCUGUUGCCAUUUUAUUAAUCAAUUGUAUCUAAUUCCUUGUUAGAAGAUGAAAAAGUAAGAUUUGAUGUUCUGCAGAUCAUUUGUUUGAAGUCCUUAUUGUUAGCUGAAGCCUUGAAGCUCACACUUUAAUUAUCUUAGGCUCGUGAUAAUGAUAGACACUUAAUAAGAAACUUUAGUAUUCAGAGAGUGGCAUUUUUUUAGACUCAGAUGGAUCUUCAUUUUUUUUUAGCUUUGCAAUAGAAGAAUAUACGUAUAAAGUAUAAAGUAUUGCGCACAUGGAAGUGUUUAUCUGAAAAUAUAUAUUCUUUGAUUGUCACUGAUCGUGAAAAACACCUUGAUGUAAACCACAACAAAUAUGCAUUGCCCCCUAUGCAUGAGUCGUUUUAUUUCACAUAAGAUAUGCUAAAUUAAUUUUUAAAUCCAUUUUUGCACAUAAUGCAGAGGCACUGUCACCUAGAAAUAAAGUGCAGUGGUACUGGUGCUUUUAAUUUUCUUAUAAUCAGAGUCAUUUUUCUUUCUCAACUGACUGAUGCUCCGCAGGGAACUGGAAAUUAAAUAAUGCCAACACAUUUUUUACAGCAGUGUUAUAAUUCACACAAUUUUUUUUAAUUGGUAUUAUAACAACAGCAUGUAUUCUACAUCUGGAUAAAUCACUGAAAAUAAAUUCACCGUUACAUAUUGUUCGCACAUCAAUGAGAUUUUUCAUGUAACUUCAUGAAAUGUAUACUACACACAAUCCUAUAGAAAUACAUAAAGGCUGCAACAGCUUCCAAAAUAAAAAAUCUUAGAUCUUACAUUUGGCAUUACUGUUAGUAUAUAGAUUUAUUGGGUGCUGCCAUCUUUCUGACAAACCGCAAAUACUUCAGAAGUAUUGUGUAGAAAUAAUGAAAUUGGCACCUAAUAGUUCUGGGCAUUUCUUUCUUAUGGCAUCCCAGAAACUUCUUGCCUCACUGUUGGAAAAUCUGAAAGCAGACAAGUGUUUUUAUAGAUGACCACAUAUGUUAAUGCUGUUCCUCCCUUGUAAAGUCAUGUCAUAAUGUGGUUUAUCUUAUGUGAUUCAGAACUCUGAUUGUACUGGAAGAAAUGGAGGAAUGAUAUUAUGAAUUAUGAAAAAAAAAAGGCCAAAACUUAGACAACUUCUUGUCGUGGACAGAAAUUUGAAUUACUAAAGCAUCUCAUAGAUCUAAUUCUUAUAUUCACUCCAACAGCACAACAUGAACAGAAAUGUUAGACGUGUAUCUCUAAAUGUAAAGCAUUGACGGAAUUGCCUUUCAUUUACUCAUAUAUUGUGAAAUUGCAUCGCUUGACCUUUUGAAACCACUAUCUUUGUAACAAACUUCAGAUACAAGGCAAGGCUAUUUAACUUAACAAUUGUGGCAGUAUUUAAUGUUUUUGUGUUUUACAUGGCAAAAUAAAACCUGAUGUCCCCAGAACUCUGGUACACUUGAUAGAAAUAGGCUUCAGCAGGCACAAAGCUUAAUUUAAGCAUAUAUGUAUAGUAGUAUAUGUUAAUGUUGUGUGGUACUACUACUAUCAGUUUUAGCAUUAUCUUCCACUGCUUGUGGCUCCAUUGUGUAACUUAAAGUAGUCAUAAAAAAUAAUGGUAUUGUUAAAACAUAUUUAUAAAACUUGAAGUUUUAACUUUGUCAUAACUGAUAAUCUUAAUUAAGUGAGAGCUUUUAAGUCGUUUAUGUAAUAACGGAAGGAAUGAGACUUUUCAACAUUAAAGUCAUGCUUAUUAAAAUGAGACUUUGAGUAAAAACAAAUACAAAACUCACUGGGUUAUGGACACCCACCUUUGUAUUGAGUAAUAAUAAAAUGAAACAUUUUACGUUAUGUGAUACAGGUAUUACUAAAUCAUUAAAAAGAUUGUUGUUCAUGGAUUUUGAAUUAUUGCAUAGUUGUUUGGGAAGUGCAUGAGUUCUAAAUACCAUGCCAAAAACUCCAGAUAAUCUAUUGGCGAAAUCUUAAGACAAAAAGACGAAGCAUAAUCAGAAAAUGUCACUUACCAUGGCCCUAUGAAGUUUAUUUUACAUAGCAGAUUGUAUCUGUUAAGAUUACAUUGAAGUGUGUGUAGAGGCGUUUGUAUAGCGUGUAGUAGUCAUUUGUUGAAUGUUAUUAAAACGUUUAAGGUGCAGUUCAGGUAUAGUUGUUUUGUGUUUGUCUAUUGCUUAUUCACAAAGGAUGUAGUGUAUAUACAGAAAAUACUGUGAAUGACAUAAUGCCUGAUGUUAAUGUCAUGUGAUAUGCUUACAUAAUUAUAUUUAGUAAAGAGAUCUUGGUUAUUUAUGUAUUGUGAUAGAAACAGCAUUACUUGCCUAAAAUCUGUAUCUACAUUUGUUAUAUGUGCCUAACUGGUAAUGCUGUUAUAAAUCAUUAAAAAUGAUCGCUUCAAGGAAUGAAAAGUGUUUCAUAUUUAUUUUUCAAAAAAUAUAAUAGAAAGUUUCCUUCUUUGGGCAAGUAUGUCUCCACAGCAGGGACAAAAUCCCAUCAAGAUUUAUCACAGAUUAAUGCAUAAUUGUGGCAGGUAACUCAAGAGGUUGAACACCACAUGCUGAGAUCCAAAGUAGACUUUGAAGAGUUCCAGUUUCUGUAAUGCAAUGUUGAAUCCAGAAACUGAAAAGUAGGUCACUGGGUUUGAAAACAUGACAUUCUGCAACAUUGUAUCAAUGAGACACUUGCAUCCAGAUUUGCCUUCUGGAGACCAAAAUCUCUAACAAAAAUCAAAUUUCCGAAGCUAGAAAUUAAUUUUACAUUUUCAUUCAUUCACAAUAAUAACUAUAAAACAGUCAAAAUUUUGCUUAGUGGAAUUUAGCAAGUUUGUUUAAUCUUUUCUUGAAUCCUGCAAAAGAUGCUUAAGAUUAAUGUUGAUGCUAACUUGUGAAAACACAAGAGCUUUUGAUUCAUCAAUAUUUUCUAAAUACAUGUGGGUAACAUAUAAUUCUCCAUGAUGAAGACAUUACAUUUAUGUGAAAAUGUAAAUAAAUCAUAUGCUAUUUUUGUAUAUCAUACCUUACAUCUAUGAAUCAGUAAUCUGAAAAGGAAAGUCCAGUCACGGGGUGUCCUUAGGUAUAAUACAUUCAAUUCCCCGUUCCUGUGCUUAAGCAUUCUUCUGUUUGUCUCAUUUCUUGCCACUCAGUAAGUCGAGGAUGGUAAUGAAAAGCAACUUGGGACUUUCAUCCAUCGUCAAUUCAACUGAAAUUGCAAAUUUAGUGGUAGGAAGGUCAGUUGUGGUUAUAAUUUGUUUGCAUUGGAAACGAUAAUAGUACCUCAGCAAUGGAUUGGUAAAAUUCUUUGGGGAUCUCAGUGCUCUAUACUUGAGAAUACUUCCAUGACUGGAUUUUGGUAAAGUCGUCUUACUUGUACCAAGUAACCUGGUGUAGUUUGGUAAGUGGUCUGAAAAUACAUAGAUGAUUGUAAACCAAGAAUGUUCUUGUCUCUUCAUCGGAUGUAAAGUAUCCAGCAUUAUUAUUAAAUUAUGUAAGUAAUA
This is a messenger RNA of Macrobrachium nipponense, 16673 nucleotides long. RefSeq names its product intermembrane lipid transfer protein VPS13A-like. Gene Ontology annotation, biological process: protein retention in Golgi apparatus; protein targeting to vacuole. The transcript is spliced from 45 exons. The coding region runs from base 288 to 10982 and encodes 3564 amino acids. Gene Ontology annotation, cellular component: extrinsic component of membrane. The record is from RefSeq and is a predicted model, not a curated record. NCBI's taxonomy places the organism in Eukaryota, Metazoa, Arthropoda, Malacostraca, Decapoda, Palaemonidae.